CCCCUCGAUCUCAAAUUUCGCGCCUUUCUGCGAUCCCAUUUUCUAGGGUUCCAAUUUGCGCGCACACUUAAAUCCCAUUUUCUAGGGUUUCCAUUGUUUCAUGGCUGAUUGCGAAAAUAACCAGAUAACGGAGAUUUGGUUUUACUUUUUACUAUAAAGUUUUCGUCUUUUCACUGUUUGAUCGAAUUACCAUCCGUACAAUUGUCUUCGCAAGGAUCAAUUCUGCAGAAUCGAUCUCUGUAAGGUUCUGUUUGUACAUGGCCAAAGUUAACAAGUUACGCCGCAAAUCUGACUCCCAGUCUUUGAGGAGAACCUCAUAUGCUCUAAAGGCUCUUAAAAAUGUCCGUGCAAAAAAGAAAUCUGCCCAAGCAUCGAAGAAGAAAGAUUGGGAAGAUGUGACCUGUUCAGUGUGUAUGGAGUCUCCUCACAAUGCAGUUCUCCUCCUUUGUUCCUCUUAUGAUAAGGGUUGCCGCCCUUAUAUGUGUGCUACUGGCCAUCGCUAUUCCAACUGUCUUGAACAAUACCAAAAAGCAUACACAAAAGUUUCUUCUAUUCAGAAUUCUCAAGAUUGGGAUAGAUCAGUUGGAAACUUAGGUGUUAAUUCGAGUGAAGGGGAGCCCAUAGAGAAGGGGGAGAAACCAGAGCUUUUAUGCCCACUUUGUCGGGGGCAGGUUAAGGGUUGCACGGUGGUGGAACGGGCAAGGAAACAUCUUAAUGCCAAGAAGAGAACUUGCCUGCAGGAUAAGUGCUCAUUCUCUGGAACUUACAGAGAACUCAAGAAACAUGUCAAGUCAAAGCACCCAUUGGCACGGCCCCGGGCAGUGGAUCCUGUACUGGAAGAAAAAUGGAAGAAGCUUGAGCGUGAAAGAGAGAGGAAUGAUGUAAUCAGCACCAUAAUGUCAUCUACACCAGGGGCAGUGGUCCUUGGGGAUUAUGUGUUGGAGCCUAACCAUGAUGGCAUUUACAGUGAUUCUGAUUCUGAACUAGAUGACUACAUCGAUGAUUUGGGAUUUGGGCCAUUUGUUGGUCUAAAUGGUGGUCUUUUUUCACAGCGGAGGUUUCAAAGGGACUAUGACUCGUUAGAUGAUGAUGAUUUUUCACGUGCCGCAGGUUCUAAUUCUUCUGUUGCACCUCGACGCAGUUUCUCAAGAAACAGAGUAAUAUUUGGUAGGCCGAGGCGGCGGCGUAGAAAUAGAGAAGAACGUGCACCUGGACGAUUUGUGUGAUAUAAGUUGCCUUGAAGGUGGGAAGUCAUGGGUUCUGCUUUUACGAUUUGGGUCUUUUCUGUUUUCAUCUCAUUGCUGCACAUUGUUGUAAUGGUAUUCCUUAGCAUUUUCAUUAUUUAUUGUCAACUGAGGCAGUUGACUCCAACCUUUUCCUUUAUCAUUAGCAUUGCUUCUGUGGCCUGAUAACACUGUGAUUAGUAUUAGGAUUACUGAUUAACAGAUUGUAGAGAAAUCAAAUACCAGAGCACUGCUCCUGGAUGUUUUAGGGUGUUGCCAUGCUUGAGGAGGUCUCUCAUAGGUGGCACUGAUUUGCUCUUAGCUGUCAUUUGAACUGGGAAAUGAAUUGUGCUUUCGUUUAUUCAUUUCAUGAUUCUUA
Messenger RNA from Rosa chinensis, 1602 nucleotides. RefSeq lists its product as uncharacterized. Lineage: Eukaryota; Viridiplantae; Streptophyta; Magnoliopsida; Rosales; Rosaceae. The transcript has 2 exons. The record is from RefSeq and is a predicted model, not a curated record. The coding region runs from base 258 to 1226 and encodes 322 amino acids.